Molecule: messenger RNA, 2131 nt
Organism: Pectinophora gossypiella (pink bollworm)
Lineage: Eukaryota; Metazoa; Arthropoda; Insecta; Lepidoptera; Gelechiidae
Gene: Srp54
Product: splicing regulatory glutamine/lysine-rich protein 1
Exons: 4
Coding region: 160-1971 (603 amino acids)
Cellular component (GO): nucleoplasm
Molecular function (GO): RNA binding
Source: RefSeq, a predicted model, not a curated record
AAAAAUAUAUUUGACAUUGGUGAUUUCUGUGUCGAGCGUGUGUGUUUCAAGAAAGUUCUUAAUUAUUGAAGCGUUUCAUCCGCAAAAUGUAGAUCGGUAUUGUAAAAUAAUAAUCAUUAUACGUUUUCGUCAGGGAGGUAAUGAAUUAUUGUCGCCUUAAUGUGUAAAUCAUCUAAAAUGGUGUCGGGGAGUACGCGGGUGAUACAGGUCACCAACAUCGCGCCGCAGGCAACGAAAGACCAAAUGCAAACGUUGUUUGGGUACUUGGGUAAAAUUGACGACAUUAGACUGUACCCUACAAUCAGAGACGUAUCAUGUCCAGUUCAGUCUCGAAUAUGUUAUGUAAAGUAUUACGAUUCGGCGACUGUAAACGUUGCGCAGCAUAUGACCAAUACUGUGUUCAUCGACCGGGCCUUGAUUGUGAUACCUGUUCAGUCAGGAGAAAUACCCGAUGAGCAUAAGGCUUUGGAGAUGUCCAGCAAUGGUACUCUGGUGCCAGGGUUAAGUACUGUGGAGCCACGAUUGCCGGCACAUGUCAUGAACACAUUGGAAGGCGUCCCGCCAAAUCAGAUCAUACAGACUCACGACCCUAAAAUGGUAGCGGCGGGGCUACCUCCUUACCCGCCUCUGCCGGCUGCCUAUGACUCGCGCAAAAUAGAAGAGAUUAGAAGAACUGUUUUAGUGAUUGAUACAGGAUCUCUGACCCAUCAACAACUUAUUGACCAUUUCUGCCAAGCGGGAGAGGUAAAGUACUUGCGGUUUUGUGAGCGUGAGGCAGACAAAUUGAAGUAUGCAUUGAUUGAGAUGACAGAACAGGAAAGUGUGCUUAAGGCUUUAAGAUUGAAUGGUUCUUCUUGUGACGGGCAGACUAUUAAGGUGCAUCAUGCAACUCAAGCAAUCUGCAAACCGCAGACUAAGAGUAAUGAAGCGGCUCAGCGUGAGAUUGAGGAGGCGAUGUGCCGUGUGAAGGAAGCGCAGAACCUAAUCUCGGCUGCCAUCGACCCUGUUAUAGGCCUGUUGUCUAAGGAUAAGAGAAGGACGCGGUCCCGGUCUCGCUCACGCCGGCGGUCGCGGUCACGUUCACGGCGGUCGCGCUCCCGCGGGCACCGCAAGCGGUCACGCUCGCGGUCGCGCCGCCGCCGCUCACGGUCCAGGCACCGGCAUCGCUCCAGCAGGUCGCGGUCCCGGCACCGCAGCUCGCGGCGUUCCCGCUCACGCUCCCGCCACCGCGGCUCGCGCUCCAAGCGAGACCGCGACCGCAGCCGCGACCGCAAGGACAAGGACAAGAAGGAAUCCGUCGACAGAGAUAAAUCAGAAAAAUCCAAAUCACCACAAAAAGAACCCGAAAAGGAAGACACCAGCCAAGAUUCCAAACCCGAAACUAUCGAGACCAACGGCAACGGAAACGGAUCCGAUUCUACCAAAUCUAAAGCUUCGACUCCAGCUGAUGACAAGGAAAAAGAAUCUGAUAAGGAAUUAAAAGAAAAGGAGCGCUCGAAGUCGCCGGCGAAGAAGAAGGAUCGUUCCCGCUCGCGAGACAAGAAACGCGACCGAUCACGCUCGAGGCGUAGAUCGCGGUCGCGCUCUCGUAGGAAGCGGUCCCGGUCGCGUAAGCGGUCGCGCUCUAGGAAACGAUCACGUUCCAGGAAACGUUCUCGGUCGAGGAAGCGGUCGCGGUCUCGGGACCGUAAGAGAUCUCGGUCAAGGGAUCGCAAGCGGUCACGGUCGAGGGACAGGAAGCGGUCACGCUCGCGCGACAGGAAACGUUCCCGGUCCCACAGCCGCCGCUCGAAGAGUCGCUCACACUCGCACAGGGAUUCCAAAACGCCUCACGACCGCAAAUCCCGCGAGCGGUCACCAUUGCCGCCAGUCGCAGAAGAAAAGGCAACCUCUAUCAUUGAAACCAAACCUAUGGACAUGAGCGACGAAAAAAAUUCUCCAGACAAUAUGGACAUUUCCAAUUCACCGUAGUUCGCUUAACUUGUAUAUGUUGCAGAUUACUCGUUCUCUUUUAUUUUUCUACUGAUAGUCUCGUGUUUAUUUUAUCAAUUGUAUUUCCAACUUAAAAUCCACAUUUCUUUAGUCGACUUUCGUCAAUGUAAUUAAGGAUAAAUAAAUUAAAUGACAAUUA